Molecule: messenger RNA, 9828 nt
Organism: Hippocampus zosterae (dwarf seahorse)
Lineage: Eukaryota; Metazoa; Chordata; Actinopteri; Syngnathiformes; Syngnathidae
Gene: tecta
Product: tectorin alpha
Exons: 24
Coding region: 1718-8293 (2191 amino acids)
Biological process (GO): cell-matrix adhesion
Molecular function (GO): protein binding
Source: RefSeq, a predicted model, not a curated record
UCCAGUGUACUUAUGUUUUAUUCUUUUCUUUAGUGUCGUGGCGGCGUGGCUCUUCUCACAGUUUGAAUUUGACUUUCAAGAAGAAGUGGCAAUAAAACAGGCCAAAAUCCAUAUUUCAGGAGUUGAGGCAAGAGUGCUGAAAUGCGUGUUGGGUAAAGAUAAUAUUAAAUGUUUCUGCAAGUGGCAGGUCAAAUUUCUGCUGGCAAGGCAUUCCGGAGUAUUCCAGCCUAUAUAUACAAUGCUGUCCAACUUUUUAUCUCUCCACACACCGGAAGACCAGCAUGUUGUGAGGCAAAGGCCGGGGAAGGAAUUUAAGGUAAGGCUGACGCAAAAUUUGAGACCAAACAUGGCAACCAGCAUGGAGUAAAACCAGACAAAGUAGAAAAGUGACCAAAGAUGGCCGUCUACCUCCGUUACAGCGUCUGAUCCUACCUCCAAAAUCUUAAAAUUGCCAGUUCUGCAUCAGUGCCCCCCCCCACAAAAAAAAACAUCACUUUCUCCCUGCCUGUUUUUUUUUUUUUUUUAACCAGUUGUUGCAUCAAUGAAUAGUAACUUUACCGUGAGGUCCUAUCACGACACUUGCAUCUUUUCUACUGUAUUCUCACACACACACACACAACGCCUUUCCGAAAACACCAAUCCAAGUCAGGAACCUCUUCUCGGACACCCGGUCAUGGGUAACUCUUGAUAUCCUCCGCCUUUGUGUGCUUCCGCCUUUCACCGAUGAGUAUGCGUCCAUUUAUGCCCCCGUCUUGAGUGGGGUUCAUAAAAGAAGCCUCAGCUAAGGGAGCAUCGGUGUGUCUUAAUGGUAGCGCAGGUCCUGGCCUCACUCCUGGAGGCUUUCACACGUCUUGCUUCCCCGCCCGAUCCUGCUCUCCAGUUACUCCCCACUGUCCUCCCGCAACAAAGCCCCCGACUCAGCGCCCUGCGAACCCCCUUUCCCACACCCCAUCAACGCAUACCCACCUGAGAUUUCAUCCAUUUGCUAUCGGGCGAGCAUCUCCGGAGACUGCUUGUCUUGCGGAUUCUCGCGCGUGACGCUUUGCCUAAUUAAAUAGGAAGCGAGAUGUAGUACCCUGAGUGACUCGUGUGAAUUCCGUAAUUUGAGCUCGAUUGAAGGAACAGACGGUUUCUUCGUAAGAUGCUACCGUUAAAAAAAAAAAAAAAAGAAACAAAGCAAAAAGACCAAAUUCAAGCGAUCUUCCGUUAGCGUCGUUAGCGGCUGAGAUAAAAAGCGUUAUAUCUCAGCCGUUUUACGCUUACUAAAUUUUCACCACUAAAUCACCCAAAACAACCGUUUUUCCUAAAACGCGUCCCCGAAUAAUUCUCUUUCCAGACCAAAAAAUAAAUAAAAAUUAAAACUGCAAUCAUGGUUUUCCCUAAACUGGACUUUUCCGUUCUUAAACGUUAACAUCUCUCCAUCAUUAUUCGACAUCUCCACCUCCCUCCACUCCUUCACUUCCUGACAUUCCUGCCCCGUCCGUCCCUCCCUUCGCCCACCCCAGCCCACAUCUCCUCCCCUCUGAUCCCCACUUAAAUUGAAGUCGGUCCUGCGAAAGUCGCCUCUUGCGCACUUUCGACACAUGACCGACCGCUUUCAGAGGACUCGUGUUUGAUUUGCGGAAGCUGGAAAUCGGACGCCGUCCACCUGUUUGACCCGCGGAUGCUCGUCCGCUGGAUGGGACUGCGCCGCGUGGAGGUUGCCAGGUUGGAUUAGAUGAGUGCCCCACGCCCAUCUCGUCAAGGCAGGAUGGUGACACCAGACAUUGCGGUCCUUCUGCUCUUGAUCGUCAGCGUCGCCGCCUGCACGAGAAUUGCUACUCGGGAUGUCUUGUAUCCAUUUGGACCCGCCCACAUGGAUCUGGAGACCCCCAAGAUGGAUGACGGGAGCUCCCCUGAGAUUCCUCUGCUUGUGCCCUUCAUUUUCUUCAGUACCCCCUACCGCACCAUCUACGUCAACAACAAUGGCGUGAUAUCCUUCAGCGAGCAUGUGAGCCAGUUUACGCCAGAAGCGUUCCCCCUGAGCGACAGCCGGUCCUUCAUCGCCCCCCUCUGGGCGGAUGUGCACAACGGGAUCCGUGGAGACAUCUACUACAGGGAAACCACCCUGCCGCAGAUACUGGAGAGGGCGACGCAUGACGUGCGCCGGCAUUUCAAGAACAUCCCCGACUUCACGGCCACCUGGGCCUUUGUCGCCACGUGGCAUCAGGUCACCUUCUACGGCGGGAGCCAGACCACCCCGGUGAACACAUUCCAAACUGUGCUAAUCUCAGAUGGUGCCGUGUCCUUCGCCUUGUUCAUCUAUGAGGAAAUCACUUGGAGCACAGGCACGGCCAGUGGCGGAGAUCCGCUUACCGGACUAGGUGGCACCACAGCUCAGUCAGGUUUUAAUGGCGGGGAAGUUGGACAAUUCUUGAACCUGCCGGUAUCGCGGAGCAACGAUGUGGUGAACAUUGAACAGACGACCAAUGUGAACAUUCCCGGACGCUGGGUCUUCCGCGUCGACCCGGAGCUGAUCGAUCCCGCCAAUGGCUGCAGUUACAAUGGUCGUUUUUACAGACGAGGGGAGGUCUUCUGGCUGUCGGACCGCUGCUCGCAGCGAUGCCGCUGCCUGGAUGUGGACAACGAGGUGCUCUGCCAAGACGCUCGGUGUGGCCAACUGGAGACCUGCGAGCAGCAGGAAGGAGCUUUCUACUGCCAGCCCACCCGCACCAGUACCUGCGUGGUGUUCGGCGACCCGCACUACCAUACCUUCGACGGUCUCCUCUACCACUUUCAAGGAACCUGUACCUACCUGCUGGCUCGGCCUUGCUGGGAAGCGGCCGGGCUGCCCUUCUUCAGCGUACAGGCCAAAAACGAGGACCGCGGCGUGUCUGCCGUCUCCUGGUUGAGAGAUGUAACCGUGGAGGUGUACGGUCACCGAGUCACGUUGCUGAAAGGAACUUUGGGAACUGUUGAGGUGGAUGACUUGUUGAAGACUUUACCGGUUCAGCUUCAACUCGGUGCCGUUAGAAUCUACCAGUCCGGGUUGGCUGUCGCUUUAGAAACAGACUUUGGACUCUUGGUGACGUACGAUGGGCAGCACUACGCCUCCAUCUCCCUGCCGAGCUCUUACUUCAACAACACGUGCGGCCUCUGCGGGAACUACAACGACGACCCCGCCGACGAUCCCGUCCUUCCCGACGGCACCCUUGCGGAAACCGUGGCCGAGCUGGGCGGCGGCUGGCGAGCCGAGGGCGCUGACUGGCAUUGCACCGACGGUUGCGUGGACAACUGCAGUGUGUGCGACGCGCAAACGGAGGCCUUCUUCUUUGGGCCGGACUACUGCGGACUCAUAAACAAAACGGACGGCCCGUUCAGGGACUGCAGAGCUGUGGUGGAUCCCACCGCCUUCGUGUUCAGUUGCGUCUAUGAUAUGUGUAGCAACAAGGACAACAUCACGACACUCUGCCACGCCAUCCAGGCCUACGCUCUGGCCUGUCAGGCACUGGGCGUCACCAUCCGUCGCUGGAGGUCUCGCACGUUCUGUGCGCUGACAUGCCCGCCGUUUAGCCACUACCAAGUGUGCACCAGCGCCUGUCCAGCCUCCUGCUCGGAUGUCACCGCACCCUUGUACUGCGCCCACCCUUGCACCGAGGGCUGCCGGUGCAACCAAGGCUACGUCCUCAGCGGCAGCCAUUGCGUCCAGCUGGACGACUGUGGCUGUGAGCACAACGGCCUCUAUUACCCACUCAAUGACACUUUUUGGGCCGGGCCAGACGGUCGCGAAGGCGAAUGUAGCCUCCGCUGCGUCUGCGCGGCCGCGGGCCAAAUCUCUUGCUUCAACAAGUCUUGCAAGGAGGGCGAGGUGUGCGCGGCGGAGGUGGGCACGCUGGGUUGCUACCCUCGGCGGGAGGGGCUGUGUUCAAUGGCUCAGAGCGCUGUGACAUCAUCCUUUGACGGCGCCUUCCUGCUGUUCCCAGAUGACAGCUCCUACUACCUGCUGAGGCUCUGUGGCGCUGUGCCCGCUAAUGGCUCAAUGGUGGAGGUGAAGAUAGGCAGACGGCUGGUGAACAAAGGCCCUGCUUGGAAAAGACCUGUGGUAGUUACGGUUGCUAGCCUGGAGGUUCAUCUGGGAGGGCUGGAUUUAGAAACAGUCAAGGUCAACGGCGAACCAAUCGCCCUCCCCUACGUCCAUCCGACGCAAACUAUAAAGGUCUACAGGGCAUCAGGCAACGCCACAGUGGUGGAAUCCCGACCUCAUCUUCGCGUUCACUACGCACAAAGCGGAUCCAUCAACAUCUCGCUCUCCGUCGCAUUUUACAACGUCACCUGCGGCCUGUGCGGAGUCUUCAACGGCGAUCCCGCCGACGACUUCCGCCUCCCCAACGGACGCCUAGCCGAGUCGGCCUCGCAGUUCUCGGAUGGCUGGCGUUCCAUCGCUGAUGACAUCAGCUGCAACGGAGACUGCGACGACUUGUACCGUACGUGCACGGACCUGCGCCUCUACCAGAGUCCGAGGAUGUGCGGCAACAUCAACGACCCCGGGAACGGCUCUUUCGUGGCGUGUCACGGUGCCGUCAACCCGUCGCCGUUUUUCCGGAACUGCUUGUACAACAUGUGCGUGAAGGACGGCAACCGCUCGGCGCUGUGCUCCUCGCUGCAAGCUUACGCCGCCGCCUGCCAGGAUGCUCAGGUGGUCCUCACUUCUUGGAGGACGGCCACCGACUGCCUGCUUCCCUGUCCGGCCAACAGCCAUUUCGACGAGUGCGCCAGCGCCUGCCCCCUAACGUGCGCCGGGCUGGACCAGCCGGAGGUGCCCUGCCCGUUGCCGUGCGGCGAGGGCUGCCGUUGCACGGACGGCUUCGCCCUGCGGGACGGUCUGUGCGUGUCGCACGGCGACUGCGGCUGUGCCGGCCCCGAUCCGGACCGCCGGCUGCCCGCCAACCACACUUUCUGGACGGACCGGGACUGCCUGGAGCGCUGCUACUGCAAUGGGUCGGACAACGACGUGUACUGCCUUGCGGCGCCUUGCCUCCCCGAGGAGUACUGCCAGGAGGAUAACGGGUUGUACUACUGCAGGCCUCGCACCGAGGCCCUUUGCGUGGCGGCCGGUUACGGGCACUUCCUGCCAUUCGGCGGCGUCCCGUUUGAGCUACAGAGCUCUUGUAGACUGAGCUUGGCCACCACGCGUUGCGGGGGCGGAGACGGCGCAAGCUCGAAUGGAAGCUUGCCUCCGUUUAAAUUAUUAGCUCUUAAUGAGGACAGGGAAACGGGACAAGGGGUUUGGGUGAGAGGUUUCGUGCUGGAGGUCUUUGACUUUGAGAUCGAGGUGUCCCGAAGUUACAAGAACACCGCCGUGGUGAAUGAGGAACGCCUUUCCCUUCCCGUGAGGCUCGGCCCGGGAAAGGUCACCAUCUUUACUUUGGGCGCGCUGCUGGUCCUGGAGACGGACUUUGGUCUCAAGGUGGCCUUCGACUGGAACACCCUGCUUGUGUUGACUUUACCCCGUCACCUCUACAACGCAUCCUGCGGCCUCUGCGGGGGCUUUCCUUCAGCGCCGGCCGCCCGCGGCGUCGACGAUUGGGCCGCAACCUGGGCUGACAGGGACGCUUUCUGCCAGGUGGGCUGCGGCGACUCGUGCCCAAGGUGCGGCCCCCCGCCGGACGAUGGCGCUAUUGCUUCGGCCGACGACGACGACGACACGGACGACGAACGAGCCUCGGAACUCCGCCUCCGAGACGGUCUCUACGUCUUUGCGGAGCCUGAGGCGGCGAGGCUGUGCGCCCUGACUGCGGAUCGACAGGGUGCGUUUGCACGCUGUCACGGCAAGGUGGCGCCAGAGUUCUUUUACCGAAGCUGCCUGCGGGACAUCUGCUUGGAUGGGGGCGCUCAGGAAACCGUCUGCGGUUGGCUGCAGGCCUACGCCACCACCUGUCAAAUGCAAGGGGUACCUACUACCGGCUGGAGGCGCGGUGCGCCAUGUGUCCAGAGGUGUCCGCCGAACAGCCAUUACUCCAGCUGCGUGCCGGUCUGCCCGCCCCAGUGCGCCCCCGCCCGCAACCAGAGGGACUGCAGCCAGGAUUGCGUUGAGGGCUGCCAAUGUGACCAGGGCUUUGUUCUCAACGGCAAAAGCUGCAUCCUGCCUCAAGACUGCGGCUGCUACACUGACGGGAAGUACUACGAGUCCAAACAGCUGUUCUGGAAUGGCGAUUGCUCCAAACGUUGCCGGUGCAUCGGCCGCAACCUGGUCCACUGCAACCCGCGGCGCUGCAAGGCGGACGAGGAGUGCGGCCUGCGCCACGGCGCGCGCGGCUGCUUCGCGCGACGCUCCCAGCAGUGCGUGGCGUCGGGCGGAGGCGUGUUCAAGACCUUUGACGGCGCCUCGCUGCGCCUGCCCGCCUCUUGCUCCUUUGUGCUGUCCACCAACUGCCACAAGCUGCCCGACCUCUCGUUCCAGCUCAUCGCCAACUUCGACAAGUGGAGCGUGCCCAACCUCACCGCCAUUUCACAUGUCUACCUCUACAUCAACGAGGAGAAGAUCCUCGUCUCGGGCAACAUGGUCAAGGUGAACGGCACCCCGGUGUCGAUGCCUUUCGUGACCGGUCUGAUGACGCGGCUGUCGGCGUCGGAGGGCUUCGUCGACAUCCACUCGCCGCAGGACAUCCGGGUGCGCUACAACCGCUUCAACGCGCUGAGUGUCAGCAUGGGGGCGCGGUUGCGGGACAAGCUGUGCGGCCUGUGCGGCAACUUCAACGGCGACCCCGCCGACGACUACAUCACCUCCACGGGGAGGGCGGCCGGCAGCGCUCUGGAGCUCGCCCAGAGCUGGAAAACUAACGGCAUUCAGGACAGGUGCGACGAGACCCAUUACGUGGCCCUGGCCCGGUCGUGCGACAACGCGGCCGUGCUGGCGCUGCAGCGUGAGGACGCGUGCCUGAAGCUGACCGAGCCCAAGGGGUUCUUCCAGCCGUGCCACGGCCUGCUGGACCCGCGACCCUUCUACCGGUCCUGCUACCUGGAUGGCUGCUACAACCGGCGCGGCGCCCAAGUGUGCGGCUCGCUGGCCGCUUACGCCGAGGCCUGCCGCUCCAUGGGCGUCCUCACCACCGAGUGGAUCGCUCAAGAGAAUUGCUCAGAAUGGAUCGACGACCCCUGCGCAACAGAGACCUGCACAAACUUCACAUGCGAGCUGGAGAAUGGUGGCGACCUGUGCGGAUGUCCUGAGUUGCCCCCCAGCCCCGAAGGCGACGACGACGUGAUCGAGGCGGAGGUGAUGUGCAAGCCCGCCGUGAUGGAGGUGUCCAUCUCCAAGUGCAAGCUCUUCCAGCUGGGCUUCCGGCGCGGCGACGUGCGCGUCAACGACCGGCGAUGCGCCGGCGUGGAGGGAGAGGACUACAUCUCAUUCCACAUCAACAACACCAAAGGACACUGCGGCUCCAUCGCGCACUCGAACGGCACGCACAUCACGUACAAAAACACCGUGUGGAUCGAGAGCGUCAACAACACGGGCAAUGUCAUCACUCGGGACAAAACCGUCAAUGUGGAGUUCUCCUGUGCCUACGAGCUGGACCUGAAAAUCUCGCUGGAGACGGUCCUCAAACCCAUCCUCAGCGUGAUCAACCUCACCCUGGCCACCCAAGCGGGCAACUUCAUCACCAAGAUGGCGUUGUACAAGAGUGCCUCAUACCGCCAGCCCUACGGGGAGGGCGAGGUGGUCCUCAGCACCCGGGACGUCCUCUACGUGGGCGUCUUCGUGGAGGGCGCCGACGAAAACCAGCUCAUCCUGGUGGUCAACACGUGCUGGGCCACGCCGUCGCGCAACAGCAGUGACCGACUCCGCUACGUCAUCAUCGAGCGAGGAUGCCCCAACGCCAAGGACAACACCAUCGGCAUGGCGGAAAACGGCGUGUCGCUCGCCUGCCGCUUCCACGUCACCGUCUUCAAGUUCAUCGGCGACUACGACCAGGUGCACCUGCACUGCGACGUUUCGCUGUGCGACGCUGAGAGGCACGCCUGCAAAGUGAAUUGUCCGCCCAAGAGGAGGAUGGCGUCCAAGGAUGGGUUACUAAAAGAUCACAUUCUCAGUGUUGGACCCAUUCGAAGACGAUUGUCGGACUGGUGCGAGGAGGACAACGGCGGCUGUGAGCAGAUGUGCACCAGUAAGCCGAUUGGUCCCGUGUGCAGCUGCGUCACCGGGAUGCUGCAAGCUAACGGGAAGACCUGUCAAACUCUGAGUUCCAGCUGCACACUCCCACCCGCUCCACCUGUGCUGAGUGCCGUCGUUUCCGCGUACCUACUUCUCUUUCGCUGACGGACUAUCGUGCACAGAAGAGACUUGAACAUGCCAGAAAGGCCGUCGGUUCGAUUCGUCACUUCCACCUUAUUCUGUCCUUCGCUCUUUCUAAGGGUCGUCGCACUUGAUGUCCCAAGGUGUGUUUUCUGUCAUCAUCACUAGGUGGUGGUGAAGGACGAACAUUUUAGUCUUCAAAUGUCCUCCCAAUACGGGCGGGGGAACCUCUGGUGGGAAGGUACGCUUUGCAAGUUCUCAUUUUCAGGGAAAAGCCUUCAGAGUUAACAUCAAGACAUGUUUAAUUUUACACAGGAAAAAAACAAGAAAGUAUAAGAGAAAAAAAUCUGAAAAAGUUUCGGCAAUUGACAAAGAAAACAUAUUUUUUUUCCUAAGAAUUACGUUCUAAUCGUAAAAAUUAUUUGCAAAAAGGUUCCCCAGCCCCCGAUUAGUCGAGGGAUUGUACAGACGUCAAUCGAGUAACGCGGCGCUGUACCUCAGGAAAUUCCCUCAUGCGUGACUUUGGCCGUGUUGUCUAAACACGACAUGUGACGACGUCUGGUCUGCUUUUUUUUUUUUUUCAUUUGUUCUUUUCAGAGACCGGGACGAGGUGGUGUGUUUUCAUUUUGAAAGGUGACAUGCUUUUACUGAGAAAUGAUGACCGCCUCAAUGUGAUCUUAAAAUCGUGAUCGGUCCGUUGAUUCCAAACUGUUUUAGGGACCCACCAAGUCCUAGACGUAAAUGCAGAUGGUCCAAGAUGAUUUUUUUGUUAGAAUACAAAUUCAUUCUUUUAACAUAACUGUACAACUUUAUUCUAACAUUGAAAAAAAAAUUGUCAAAAUGUUGACACGUGACUAUUGCUGCUCGAUUUGCGAAAUUUUUAUUCUUGCAAUAUUCCGACUCUUCUCAUGACAUUGACUUUGUUUCUCAAAAUUGUGCACGUUAUUUUAAGAUGUUUUGACAAUUCUCAUAACAACUUUUCGCGCAAACAGUCUUUCUCGAGCUUUUAUUCAUUUUAACUAUAACAACGUGAUAGUAUGAUUUUAAUUUGACAUUUUGACGUUGUUCCCCAAAAUCUUUAGCUUUUUUUUGGUCUUGUUACGGCCCACGAUAUUUUGUGACGGUAAAUUGUGUAUUUGGGAUGUGGGUGUUAAAAAUUUACCAUUGAAGGGUCGUUUCAAUUCUCUUAGUAAAAUGUUUUACCUUAGAAUAUUCCGACUUUAAUCCCAUAGCAACACUAAUGAUUUUGUCUAAUUUUUAUUUUUUUGGGUAAUAACCGACUUUUUUUUUGUGUGUGGGUGGCUCUCAUGAUGACGUGUUUUUUUUUUCUUCUAAUAAUCACUCCCACUUGUUCUGUACAUUUGUGACGAAGUAAUGAAAGAAAUGUUUUAUGUGACUUUUGAAUAAAAAGUUCUCGUCGUCCAUGCGACCGACAUUGUUGCCUUGUUGGUCAUGCCCCACCAAAUAUUCAUCCGGCAUUGAAUAUGUCGACAAGCCCUGUAGUGUAAUGUCUUUCCUAAUUCUUUUGUCUGGAUAUAAACAGUAAGAAAACAAACAUA